ACUGUGCAAAAUGGAAAGCAGAUCGUGUUAUACCUAUUGAAGAUUGUUAAUCAUGAAUAUGAUGAAACCCACGCCCUUGUCCUUAUGGAAGUGAAAAAAAUUGCUUUAACGCUUAGUCAUGACAAGAUCACAUUGCGCUGCCGAACGCGCGACUAUACACAAGCAUAUCACCAGGCUGCAGCAGUUGAAGUUUUGCUAUCCCACGGAGCAGAUGUUUCGGCCAGAUGCAAGAACGGGUUCACACCACUUCACCUAGCGGCCAAAAUGCGUACGCCAACAAUUGUGAAUCUGCUCCUCAAAGCCAACGCUUCACCCGAUGCCGUAACUCAAAAUGGAUACUCAGCUCUUCAUCUAGCUGCACUUGAAGGUGAUAUUGGCAUUAUCAAGAGUCUGCUGGAAGAUUAUUCCUCACAGGUUAACCUCUGUGCCAAUGACGGACUAACACCAACACACCUGGCAGCACAUGCUGGUCGUGUGGACGUUGCAGAAUACUUGCUUUCUCAUGGGGCCGAUCAGACGAAACAAACGAAGAAUGGAUACACACCGUUGCAUGAAGCUGCUCACAGAGGUAGCCUGUCACUUGUCAAAUUGCUGCUCUCAAAGCCAGGCAAAGAGGAAUCGAUCAAUAGUCGAACAAUCAUGGGCUGCACACCAUUGCAUUUAGCAGCUCAACAAGGUCACGCGCAGAUUGUUGAUUUAUUGCUUAGUCAUGGAGCUAACCCUAAUAGUCGAACAAUGCAAGGUUGGACGGCCGCACAAAUCGCCAAAAAGCAGCACUACUCGAAUAUCUUCGAAAAUCUUUCUCGACUUACUACAUCAGUUUCCGACUGGGAUUCGCCAAGCCUUGAAGGUGCCAGCGCCGACGGAUUGUCACUGGGUGACCCAGCUCUUGUUGAUGGUUCAAUGGUGCUUGAUUCACCCACUCAAAUGCUCGAUCGUGUCGCUGUGAUCGAAAGUGAAGAUGAAAGCUCAGUCGAUGAGCUUUCACUUUUCAAAUCACCCUCCUACAGUCUGCUUUGUGAGCAGAUGGAGUACACCCGCGCACACAAAGUACCAGUUGAGGACACCGAAUGGCCUUCUAUUUCGCCUACUCGUGCCAAUCGGCUUAAACGGCCUGGAAGUCUAAUUAGGGACACUAGCGAACCAAAGAUCAGAAUCAGCGCCCUUGAUAGCACAAUGGAAGAGCAGACACGCGUUUCUGAAAUUAUGGGAACCUCAACAAUCUCAAUGCGCAAAUCUGAAGUUGAACUGUCGGCAGCUACACCACUUGAUUCUAGUGAAUGGGAGGCGAUUGAGGCAGAGCCAAUUCAAGCGGUUUGCAAGCCAGUUAAAGCUGGGUUCCUUGUAUCCUUCCUUGUUGAUGCCCGAGGAGGUUUCGUUGAAGCCCAGCGGCGCCCGGAUCUACGAUUCCUGAUCCCACCAAAUGCCAUUUCCAGCCCAACACGAAUUAUUUGCCGUCUUCUGAGACCAGAUCGUGUAUCAAGACUACCUCAUCUCAAUGACGGUGACGCCUUUGCCUGCAGAAUCAUUGAAAUGUCUCCCAGCAACAUGAAAUUUGAUGGACCCAUACUUCUUGAAAUUCCACACUUUGCAUCAAUUCAGGGACGUGAUCGCGAAGUCAUUACUCUGCGUUGUGAUCAUGGAGAUUCUUGGAAGUCGCAUCCCCUAGAAGCCACAAAUCAAUCCGUACAAGAUGCCCUAGGAACAGCUUUCGGUCGACUGGAACCAUUGAGCUCACUUCGUGAGCGUAGAAUUCACUGCAUUCUUACAGCAGAUAUUCCCCGUUUCUUCGCAAUCAUCUCUCGAUUCAGACAAGAAAUUGCACUUAUUGGUCCUGACGGCGGAGUUCUGGCUUCAACAGUUGCUCCGAAAGUUCAAGCUGUCUUCCCCAAAGGUGCUUUACAGAAACGAAUCAAAGUUGGUCUCCAGGCCCAAGUGAUUCCACAAUACAUCGUAAACAAAAUGGUUGGCAACCGAGCUGCCUUUUCACCAAUAGUGACCUUGGAACCUCGCAGACGAAAGUUCCACAAGCCAAUCACAGUAACAAUGCCUCUUCCAAGACCACCACCGAAAGGAACCCACAAAUCAGAUCCACUUCCCCCGAGCCUACACCUGCUGUGUUCCAUUACUGCCGGAUGUGCUCCGGCAACGUGGGAAGAUAUCAUUGGAUCCACAACAAUGACACGACACAAAGAUUGUAUUUCGUUCACCACCACCGUUUCAGCCAGACUCUGGUUGGUGGACGUGCAAGGAAUUGAAGAUGUAACGGAGAUGGCAAGCAAAGUCUACCAGGAGAGUAUAAUCCCACCAUAUGUUGGAAAGUUUGCAGUCUAUGCCCGACUUCCUGAACACCGUAAGGUAAUUGAAGAAAAUGAAGCGAAAGCUGCAGCCCAGACAAGUUCAUCAAGCGAAGCUGUCUCCUCAGCAAACUCUCGUUUCCGACGAAAGGUCUUCCAUCCCGCUGAUGCUGAACUACGAUGUGUCUGCUUAAUUGACGAUGUUCCUGAAAAGACGCUUGAAAAACAGGAGAAGUUCCAAUUGGUCGCAGUAGGUCCUCCAACCGAAGUCAUGGAUUCGAAAGCCUACUGGCUUGAAACCACUGGAGAUAUUGCCUCAUAUCCAGCACAUGCUAAUCAACUGAAUUUGGUAGUACAAGCCUUCCAAGAGAACCGAUUGACUUAUCCUGUACGAGUACGCCAACCUGCCGAUUCGUCGAAAAGUCCGGUUGGAAAAUUCUGUGCGUUUCGAGACCCGCAUGACUCGGCUGCAACAGACAGCCAACCUAUCACUGAGUUGGAAAUUCAUAUGCCUGGAAGUGAUGAAUCCGCAUCUUCAAUUCAUAUGCCUGCAGCGAUGGCACAGCCUAAGAUUGCUGUAACAGCGAUAGUUGCCAAAACCGGUGCAAGGUGGCCAGAACUGGCCCGAGAAUUGGGUCUCUCGCCAGAAGAUAUUGAUAUGGUUGCAAAGGAACCGUUACCUGACAACAUUUCAGCAGAAGAAGCAGAUCAUCAACGCUGUGAACACAUGCUUUCCCUUUGGACGCAACGAUCAGCCGCUGCUGGCACAAAUUCUCCAGUGUAUCUGAGUAAGCGAUUGGAAGAAUUGUCUGAUCUUAUCCUCUUUUCCCAUAUACCGAAAUGUUUUGGUUUCGAUUUAGCUACAAGUAUGUCAAACGCUUUGCAAAGAGCUAACAUUGAUGUUGACAGUGCUGUCCGACCUAUCUCCACGCGAGUACAUCAUAUCGAUGACGAGAUGACAUCAGCUAAGACGCCUUCAGCGGUACAUCCAAUUCAAAUUAUCAGCGCCAUCACAAGGCAGCAACAACUACCGCCAGUUCCUACUGAACAUACCAUUGCUCCAACACCAGCUGUAGGAGUUGCUGCUGAAGCCAUUGUGAAUACUCAUGUACCAAGAUCUCCGACGGAGUCAGAGAAAAGUGAGACACCUCCACCAACAGCUAUGGAUGGUGAACUUCGCAGUGUACCUGGUGAGGAAGUGCCCUUCAUCAUGUCCUCCUCUUUCAAAAGUUCCAGUCCUGAACGUCCUCCGUCAAUCACAAUUCCCAUGGAACGCGAUGGUUCUGGAGAAAUUUCAUAUCAACAAAGACCCAAGGACGAUAUGGCAGUACCCAGAGAUGAGAUCCAACCCGUUGUGGAUGAUUUUGUGGUUGCUUCAGAGAAUUUGAAGAGAAAGAACCUCCUGCCACCCGACGGAGCCGUGGCUCAUGCCGACUCGGUGGCUAGACAAAUUGCAGCAGAGGAAUUGGCUGAAGCACUUGGCCUUGAUUCGGACAUGCACACUGUGUCUGUCAUCUCGAAAUCAUCCGCAGAUCACGACGAGCCAUCAAUAACUGAGGAUCUGAUUGAACCAAUUCACAGUGAACCAAGAGUAGAAUACAGUCCCUACGUUGACAGAGCUAGAACUGAACCGACUGCAAUAAAAUUAACUGAGGAAUUGCAUGUUGAAGGUGAUUAUGAUUUGAGAAUCCCCUCAAUGGAACAGCUUGACAAUGCGGAUGAAGAUUUCGAGGAGGCAUACCACAGAGCAGCUGCUGCAGAGGGGUCACCAUCGCCAACAGGUCUGGCAGGUCACGACGUCCACCAGGGUCGUACAGAAGAAGGCUUCCUUGUGGAGGAGACGGAAGAGACACUUCCAGAUGGAACUGUUGUCAAACAGCGAGUUCAAACUGCUGAGACCAUUCAGGCGCUGUCGGCGCAUGACUGGGAAGAGGCGGUGUACAAUGCCACGGCCGCUGAUAAUAAUGAUCAGUAUAUCGUUGAACCACCCGAAGAAAUUGUUAAAGUUGAGGAGGUAGAGGAGAAACUGCCAGAUGGUACGGUAGUGAAGAAGAGAAUAACCACCCAACAUAUCACCGAACGCAUCACUGAGCGUGAAAUUACAGAUGAGUUUUCGGAGAACGAACUUCAUCCGGAGGAGACAAAUGGAGGAGUGGUUGAGUAUGCUGAAGAAGAGAGUAGGGAGGAAGAAUUGUUGAGUCGAAAGCCAGUUAAGCCUGCUGAACUUGAUGAGACUAGAGGAGACGAGCUAGAGAUUUCGGAGGAGAAUCAACAAAUGAUUGUUGGAAGAGGAGAGGAAGUAAAAGAAGCUAAAUACGAAAAGACAGCUGAGCCAAACGAGAAAGACACUGAUGGAGCGAAGGUCCUAGAAGGAAAGGAACAAAAGGAAAUAGAAGUGCAGGAAGAAAUGAUACAAAAGGCAGUCAAAAGCGAAGAAAUGGCAACAAAUGUAGUAAAUGGAAUAGAUAUGCUUGAACAACGACAUCAGUCUAAAGAGAAAGAAAUAUUAAGGGAAGAAAAACUGCCAAAAGCAGAGGAAAAAAUACUAACAGAUGAAGUGAGAAUUGAGAUGGCGGAAGAGCUGGAAUCACCGCAAAAGGAGCACGCUUCAAAUAUUAUUGAACACAAAAUGGAAAAGAGGUACGCCGUUGAGAAAGAGAAUAACGGGACCGAAGACAUAAGAAUUCAAAAAGCAAUACCGACCACACUUCCAGAAAUAUCUCAAGAAGAAAACAGAGUUGAAGAAAUUGACGGAGGCGCACAAGAAAAAGAAGUCAAUCAAAUAGAAAUAUAUCCAAAAGAAAAUAAUGAAAUAAAAAAAGAACCAAAAGAUGAAGUAGUUGAGUCUAAAUUUAAGACUGAAGUUGAAGCUGAAGUUGAAGAAGGUGUAGCUGAGUCGGUAAGUGAAGCCGAGGCUGAGGAAGUUGAAUCCAAAGCUGUGCUUGAGACUGCAGCAGUG
Rodentolepis nana is the source of this 5256-nucleotide messenger RNA. NCBI's taxonomy places the organism in Eukaryota, Metazoa, Platyhelminthes, Cestoda, Cyclophyllidea, Hymenolepididae. The record is from the annotation of a GenBank genome assembly.